Akanthomyces muscarius is the source of this 5916-nucleotide messenger RNA. RefSeq lists its product as uncharacterized. NCBI's taxonomy places the organism in Eukaryota, Fungi, Ascomycota, Sordariomycetes, Hypocreales, Cordycipitaceae. Gene Ontology annotation, cellular component: anaphase-promoting complex. Gene Ontology annotation, molecular function: molecular adaptor activity. The transcript has 2 exons. The coding region runs from base 1 to 5916 and encodes 1971 amino acids. The record is from RefSeq and is a predicted model, not a curated record. Gene Ontology annotation, biological process: metaphase/anaphase transition of mitotic cell cycle; anaphase-promoting complex-dependent catabolic process; protein K11-linked ubiquitination.
AUGGCUUCUGUCAAGUCUCUUGGGCUUCACCUGCCUUCAGGCCUGCACUACGCCAUCGACGAGCAGUUGUUGCCGCCAAAUCCGCCAGCCAGCUCGUAUAAAUGGGACAUUAUUUCUGCAAGAGGCAAAAGUACAGACGUGAGCGAGGAUGAGCUGCUCAUUACCAAAGACGCUGUUGUGUGGUGUCGCGGGGGCAUCCUCCGCAAAAUAUUCAAAUUCGACAUUGAAAAGGAGCCCGUCACGAAAGCUCUUCUCGCAUACUUCCCUGCCUCUGACGACGACAAUGCAGCCACAAAGGCGCAUUCACAAGACCCGGCAUCGAGUGCGGCGAACCGGCAAAGACCUCGCAUGGAAAAAGCCCUGGUCGUCUUCUUAAGUACUCAGGCGCACAUAUACUUCUUGUCCGGGGCCAGCCAUGUCGUCCAUAUGCCCUUUGAGGUCGAGACGGCCUUUGCUGGACCAUCGGGCGUUUUAAUUCAAAGAAAGCAAAAGACUGAAAACCUCGGCUCCUCUACUCUGAGGUUCCCCCGCGUCAUCCCCAACUCGUUCUUGUCGUCUCAGUUGACAGAAGUGAAUGGCUCGCAAGCGCAAGACUUCUCGGUACAGAGCCUUGGAAACCCAAAAGCCCUGAAUCUGGGGCUGAGUGCUACUUUGGAAAGCAUGUUCGAUGGCCCCAUGGGCCAAACCGAGUCGCACUGGCCGCGACUUGUCUCGCUAUCAGACCCGUUGCUGGACAUUGGCCUCGUUGUCACAGAGCCCGACUCCCAGAGUGGAAAAGCACCUACCGCUGGUGCUCGGAAUGAGGCAUUCCUCGAUCCGGCCGAAGAGCUUCUCUAUAUUGAGCAGGUCGAACUGAGCGGGAGAGCUUUUGAACAAGUCGAUGAGACUUUUACUAUCGCAGUCACCCUCAACCGUGCGACCAAUUGUUAUAAUGUUUGGCGUCUCAAGUAUCUUGAGCAUCAGGACCCUUUUAUAAAACAGCGCAAGUCAAAGCCCACAGCUGCAGGCCUUGCUGCUCGCCGACGGAGCUCUAUGGCACCCUCAUUCGCAGAACCCAACACGCCAGCAAAACCCAGCGCAAGAGAUAGCUUUGGCGCGCCGCUACCAGGCAAACGCCAACGCAAAAGCGAAAAGAUUGAGAAACCAGUGGAUCUUGUAUCGUCUCUCGAACAACAAGAUAAAAAUGGCUCGGCCAUUACGCGGCGGAGUUCACGGCGUCUCAGCUCUAUGCUUGCCCGUGCAGACUUGUCAGCAUCUCAAGAACGAUCCGUCUUCUCAGAACAGCCGUCAGCUGUUGGUAUCAAACCUGCAAGGAAGCAAGACUCCCGCGCAGCUCCGCAAAACCGCUCCAGCUCCAGUUUCAGCAAUCAGAUCCGCCCGAGCCUCAGCAGCCUUUUGGAGGCACCGCUUGAUAUGGGGCUCAAUGAAGGAUUCCUCAACAUGGGCUUAGAUGAUCAUGAGCUCGAAGGUCUUCAGCAUGACGUCCGGUUCACCAAAAUAUUCGAUAUUCCGUCCGCAAAAUCCAAUGUGCAUUACACAGUGCCAGCAGCUGAUGCUCCACAGCAUACCAAAGUCUUCAUACUGGCUGCCCCAGCAUAUGCUCACGAUGGCUUUGACCGGAACCAGUUGCUCAUUGGAAUUCAAGAUGUCGAUGAAAAGCGCCUGGAUAUUAUAACCAUACAAGUUAUUCUGCACCCAACCAGCAAAACAGUCCCAAGAUCCUCAUUCAGUGGUUCUACCCCCACUGGCCUGUCUAUUGCUACUGGCGAAAUUCGAAGGGCUCAAAAUGUAGUUGACUCCUGUAAAUUGGUCGAUGGUGAGCAGUCUGUCAUUCUGAUCUUGUCGGAAGCUAUGGAUGGUCAGCUCGAACUUUCGACCCAGGCUCCCUGGAGUGACCGAACCAGAAUUUCACCCAAUCUCGUCUUUGUUGACGAUACUAGACACCUGCAAUACCGGGGCCGAGUCGUUGACCGUGAUGUCAAACAUCGAAAGUCCGAAGUCUUCGACCUGACAAAUGGUAGCAUCGUCGGAUUGCGCCAUCCUAGGCAACACGGCGUUGUUGACGCUGUGGAUGUCAGCGGUCGACUUCAUCAACUCAAGAUACAGCUCGAGCCUACCUGCCCGCUGGUGCGCCAUGUCCUCAGCGUCUGCCGAAACAUUCUACAAGAUGCUCUUGGAGAGCGGCUCCACGGCGGCUGGCUUCAUAUUAUCCAAUGGUUGAGAGAUCAAGAUGAGCCCGUCGCUCACAUUGAAUGGUCUGCUGCCACUAUCUUGAUCUUCUCGCUAGUAUUGAACCUGGGCCGGAUUGAAGGCAAGCCCAUCCAGACAACUCGUUUGCCGGUUCGGAAACGCCGACCCGCAUCUGGUUCAUUUGGAUCAAUUCGCGAAUCCGAUGAUUGGAAGGCCCUCGAAAUUGGCGAAACAGCAAGCUCACUCGGAUGUCCCGUGUGGAUGAUGAAUAGAGGCUGGCAGUGGGCACUUGACUCUACUGCAGAGAACUGGAGCACAAGUACGGACCAGUUUCUGAGUCCUAGAUAUACGGCUAGGCACAUUGCGCUUGCGCGUGAGUAUAUGGCGUCACCUUUAGGAAACAUUGCGUUUGGACCAUCUGGAUACAUGCCUACUUCACUUCACCGUGAAGAGGCGGGCCGAAGAAAAGCAGCAUCUGACGUUUUCUUGGCACUGCACCUUCUUCUCGAAGAAAGUCGACUAGAUAUUAUGACUGCAGAGUAUGUUUCACCUGGGCGAGCAGACUUGCGUGUUGUGUUAUGUCAAAUCUCUCGCUGGCUGAAAUGGUACGGGUUUUCCGCCAUUUACGAGUUGGGUAUCCAGGAAGCCGUGGACGAAAAGUUCGACUCUGAGCUAAACUUGACGCCACCCAUUCCUGAACCGACCGUCAAACCCGAUAUUCUCGAAUGGGUCCAAAACAGGCUUGUUACGCAGGAAGGAAACUAUCCAAGCCCUGCCGACAUCUAUUCCCAAAAUGCCAACAAGUCUAGGCAGGGAAGUGAGGAUGACGGCAGAUGGGAUGCCAUAUUACCUCGCACGAUGAUGCUUAGAAGAUUCUUUAAAGCAUUGGGAACCAACCCAUCAGCUGCGGAAAUGGUUGAAGCCAUGCAAACACAAGGCCUAAAUAGCGCUGUUCUUGAGAGUCUCCCCGAAGCUAUCCUAGUCCCGCUACAAGACGCCAUAUCGCUAUGCCAGCCACAUCCACCCAAAAGCUGGCCCGACGACUUGCUGAAGCUGAUAAAGAGGAGCGAUAUGAGCAGCCUGUUGUCGUCAAAGAAGGCUACGGCACGAACACCUCCGAGCCUCUUGACUCCAACCCAUACCGCAUCCUGGGACUAUAGACUACUUUCUCACAGCGUCGAAGACGACGAAACGCCCGGAUACGACGAAGGCAACGGAAUAGAGAGACAAGCAGUAAUCCGGGCAUUGUUCAAGGAAGAUAGACGUCUAAACGAGGCCCAGGACCUGCUGUCAACUCACAAGUCUCGACACGUUCGGCUUAACCCAGACCCAAAUUGGCCAGAAAGUGAGUACCUGGAGAAGCAGAAGGAGCUCGUCUCUAGAAUCGCGACUGGUACGCUUGCUAUCCCGGCAGGACGAGGAUUACUGUAUUACAGCCUCCGCUUUCCGCUGAUAACGCAAAAGCUUCAUAUUGGAGGGUUUAAUCUCAACUGUAUUGUCAGGCCAGCCAAUGUUACGGUUGGCGUUGACAAGUCUCUUUUCACAGAGGAGAAAGUUUGUUGGGGCUUCUUUCACCAGGGAGUUGCCGCUGGCUUGGCUAUAUCCCCGGAUGCCAAGGGUAUUGAUACAUCAUGGAUUCUCUAUAACAAGCCCGGACAAGAGUUGAGCAACCGACAUGCUGGCUUCUUGCUCGCACUUGGACUCAACGGCCACCUCAAGGAUGUUGCCAAAUGGGUUGCCUUCAAAUAUCUGACGCCCAAGCACACUAUGACUUCUAUCGGGCUGCUCUUAGGCCUUGCUGCAUCAUAUAUUGGGACAAUGGAUUCGCUGAUUACUCGGCUGUUGUCGGUACAUGCUACGCGCAUGCUGCCACGUGGUGCUGCUGAGCUCAAUUUGUCUCCUCUCACCCAGACGACCGGCAUCAUGGGCAUCGGCUUAGUAUACUGCAACAGCCAGCAUCGCCGGAUGAGCGAGAUUAUGCUUUCAGAAAUUGAACAUGCAGAGGAUGAGGAAGAAGACGAGCCGCUGCGAAGCGAAUGCUACCGCCUUGCAGCUGGCUAUGCACUGGGAUUCAUUAACCUUGGUAAAGGUAACGACUUGAAAGGGCUGCAUGACAUGAAGCUCACCGAAAAGCUCAUCACGCAUGCCACCUCGACAAAGAUAGUUGAAAUUGUCCAUGUGCUUGACCGUGCAGCUGCAGGUGCUGUCAUUGCCCUUGCUCUAAUCUUCAUGAAGACGGAAGACCAAAUCGUUGCCCGCAAAAUUGACGUGCCAAGCUCUGUUCUUCAAUUUGACUACGUCAGGCCCGACAUUCUACUGUUGAGAACCGUUGCGAAGAACUUGAUUCUCUGGUCCAAGAUUGAGCCAACAUUUGCCUGGAUCCAGCGCAGCCUCCCGGUACCAUAUCGAGCCAGGCACAGACUCCAUGGCACCACAAAGCUGCGGUCGACGGACCUGCCGUUCUUCAGCAUCACCGCAGGAAUCUGCUUCUCAAUCGCUCUGCGGUACUCUGGCAGUGCCUCUACUCGAGUUCGCGAUCUUCUGCUGCAUUAUCUUGACGAGUUUAUACGCAUCUCCUCGAUCCCUGGCACACCUAGAGAACAUCCAGAUGCCGCGCCGCUAUAUGACGAAGAACUUGCUAGAGCCAAUGCACGCAUGUGCCAAGACGUCUUGGCUGUGUCGUGCGCCAUCGUCAUGGCUGGAACAGGCGACAUCCCUGUGCUACGCAGGCUCCGUGCCCUCCACGGCCGAACUGACCCAGAAACGCCAUAUGGUUCCCACCUUGCGGCGCAUCUUGCCAUAGGGGCCCUAUUCUUGGGCUGUGGCACCGUCACAUUUGGUACGAGCAACAUGGCCAUUGCUGCGCUUCUGGUCGCUUUCUAUCCCAUCUUUCCGACCAAUGUCAUGGAUAAUAGGUCUCAUCUACAGGCAUUCCGUCACUUUUGGGUUCUGGCAACCGAGCAACGCUGUCUCGUGGCAAAGGAUAUCAUGACUGGCCAGCCAGUGUCUGUCCCCGUGCAAAUCAAGAUGCGCCUGGAUGUUUCCACUGACGCGGUCCUGCAUCGCUCCACACCGUGUCUGCUGCCGCCGCUGGACCAGAUAUCCAGCCUUUCCACCAACUGUGGACCGCAGUUUUGGGACAUUGAGCUUGACUUUUCCGACAAGAAGCUGCGCGAGGCCUUUGCCAAGACGCAGAGCCUGCAUCUUCGCCGGCGGCCUCCGCGCGAAGGCACCUUUCCCUCGACGCUGCGUGCCUUGGGCAAAGACGGCGACGGCAAGAACCCGUUGGAGUGGAUGUUUGGCCUCGGUGGGUUAAAGGGCAUCAGCUACGCGGAAAAGGCGGCGCUGCUUGAGAGCGGCGAGGAGGACCCCGAGAUUGGCGCCGCCGUGGACGCGCGCAUGGAGUUGGACAAGGGCAUCAACGAGGGCGGCGACCUCGAGCGCCUGGAAGGGGCCCGGCUGCUUUUCGAAUGGGGCUCUGCGCGCGACAGGCUGCGGCAGAGCAGCAAGAGCGUCGUCGCGGACCCGAGCACGUCGCACGAUAGCCAGGAAACGAUUACGAUGCGGACGAGACAGCGUCGCGGGGAUGAUGCUGGCGCGAGCAAAAAUGAGCGAGAAGAGGAUGGCGAUGAGGAUGAGGAUGCUGCAGUGUGGUGGAUGAGAGACAGCGAUAUUGAAGCGCUCAAAGGAAAAGUGUGGCUCGCAGCCAGAGAGGCCGAGCAGUAA